GGUUUGGCUACUGUCCUCUUCUCUACUUUCUGAUCCGAGACGCGAGACACUCUGCAGCCGAGCGGCCCAAACAUGCUGCGCGGCCCGGCCCACCCCAUGCCGGCGACCGCCGCCGCCGCCGCCGGCGGGCAGCCGCUGGUGGUGACGCUCAACUGCCUCGAGGACCCGUCGGUGGAGCGGGACGCGCUGGCUGGCGCGGCGGCCGUGGAGCACGCGCCGCUCUCCGCGCUCUCCUCGGGCCACGUGGAGUCCGCCGCGGUCGUGCUCCUCACCUCGCUCGCCUUCCUCCCGCGCGCCGCGCAGCGCCGGCUCCGGCCAUGGCAGCUGCUGCUGUGCCUGGGAUCGCCCGACCGCGCAGCGGACGCCGCCGCGGCCGCUGAGCUCGGCCUCCGUCUCGUCCACGUCGACGCCAACCGCGCCGAGGAGAUCGCUGACACGGUCAUGGCGCUCUUCCUCGGCCUCCUCCGCCGCACCCACCUGCUUUCCGGGCACGCGUCCUCCUCCGCGCCGUCCGCCGCGUGGCUCGGCUCCGUCCAGCCGCUGUGCCGCGGCAUGCGGCGCUGCCGUGGGCUCGUACUCGGCAUCGUCGGCGUCAACGCCGCCGCGCGGUGCCUCGCCACACGCAGCCUCGCCUUCCGCAUGAGCGUGCUCUACUUCGAUCCGCUCUACGAGGGUGCUGGCAAAACAAGGAGGCCUUCUAUUGUAUUUCCUUCUGCUGCCAGAAGAAUGGAUACUCUGAAUGAUUUAUUGGCAGCAAGCGACCUUGUUUCACUCCACUGUACGUUAACAAAUGAUACAACAAACAUACUUAGUGCUGAGCGCCUGCAGCACAUAAAACCUGGAGCUUUCAUUGUCAAUACCAGUAGCUGCCAGCUGAUAGAUGACUGUGCACUGAAACAACUCUUGCUCGAUGGCACUAUAGCCGGAUGCGCAUUGGAUGGUGCUGAAGGUCCACAAUGGAUGGAAGCAUGGGUACAUGAGAUGCCAAAUGUGUUAAUUCUUCCUCGAAGUGCAGACUACAGUGAAGAAGUGUGGAUGGAAAUUAGAGAGAAAGCAAUCGCAAUAUUACAGUCCUUUUUCUUUGAUGGCAUUGUUCCAAACAAUGCUAUUUCUGAUGACGAUGAAGCAUUAAGUGAAGUUGGUUGUGAAGAUGAUCAGCUAUAUAAACAGGCAAAUGAACACGAACAGCAGACAGAUGAAAGCCAACUGACUCUAGAGUGUGACAAGAGAAGAGCUAUCUACAAGCCAGAAGUCCCUGAAGCUUCAGCGUCGUCCCAAAAUAUUGGCUCCAGAUCAGAAGGGAGACGCAGCCGAUCUGGGAAGAAAGGGAAAAAGAGACCUGCACGGCGCAGAUCGCAACAGAAGAUGGAUGAGUUAUCAACUGUGGAGAGUGGAAGUAAUUAUUCUUCACGUAGAGAGGAUGAUACCAUAAUGAGUGGUAGGGAUCAGGUGUUAAGUUCCAGUUCACGAUUUGCUUCCCCUGAGGACUCCAAAAAUAAGCUCAGGUCUUCUGCUGAAUCUCCAAUGGAAAUAAUUUCUGAACACAAGUUAUCUGGAGGGCUUGGUAGAAAGCCUCCCGAGAGGCUCAAAGAUGGCUUUGUUGUUGCCCUAAGGACAAGAGAUAAUUCGGGUUUCCAUGUUUCAAGAGAAAGAGUUGCUGGUGGUGGCUGGUAUCUUGAUGUUGUGUCAAAUGCUACAAAGAGAGAUCCUGCUGCUCAGUUCCUAAUCACAUUUAAAAAUAAGGAUACGAUGGGACUCCGAUCUUUCGUUGCUGCGGGCAAACUAUUGCAGGUUAAUAAGAAGUCGGAGCUUGUUUUUGCCAAUCAUGCUUUUGAUGUUUGGGAGAGCUGGACGCUAGAAGGAUCUUUGCUGGAAUGUUGCAGACUGGUCAACCACAGAAAUUCUUCGGCUGUAUUGGAGGUCUACAUUGAAAUCCUCGCAGCCGUGAGCGAAGAAGAUGGCGUCACCAGGUGGCUCGAUUGAUCAAUGAUCCACCUGCCUUAUAGGACAAUUAAAACAACUGACUCUGUGUUGUAUUCUGGCUGGUCUGGGUUUGUCCAAGUUUACUCUAUUCUCUUGCCAAAUGAUCACUUUUGGCCAUUCUGUUCCAGACAUCUUGCAGAGCCACUGUGAAUUGUUUCAUAGUUUUGGUGCUGUAGUCAUGUAUGAGUAUCCAGUGUGAACGGCACGCGUGCUAUUUCCAGUGGAGAAUCUAGCCUAGUAUUUCACACCCUGAACUUGUGAAGAAUUACAUUACACACUCGCAAAAGAUUCAGUCUGUAGCAUUCAAGUCGCAGUAAUCAGUUAUUCCUCA
Molecule: messenger RNA, 2314 nt
Organism: Lolium perenne
Lineage: Eukaryota; Viridiplantae; Streptophyta; Magnoliopsida; Poales; Poaceae
Product: C-terminal binding protein AN
Biological process (GO): microtubule cytoskeleton organization
Molecular function (GO): NAD binding
Source: RefSeq, a predicted model, not a curated record